AUGCCGGCCUGGCGCUGCGGCAUGGCACGCACACUGAGUGCCCAGACCAAGACGGGGGCCACCCCGCUGUACCUCGCCUGCCAGGAGGGCCACCUGGAGAUCAUCCAGUACCUGGUGCAGGACUGCGGGGCCGACCCCCACGCGCGUGCCCACGACGGCAUGACCCCGCUGCAUGCCGCCGCCCAGAUGGGCCACAACACCAUCAUCGUCUGGCUGAUGAGCUUCACGACGGUGAGCCUGUCGGAGCGGGAUGCCGAGGGGGCCACGGCCAUGCACUUCGCCGCCAGCCGCGGCCACGCCAAGGUGCUGAGCUGGCUGCUGCUGCACGGUGGGGAGAUCACUGCCGACGCCUGGGGCGGCACGCCGCUGCACGAUGCCGCUGAGAAUGGCGAGCUGGAGUGCUGCCAGAUCCUGGUGGUGAACGGUGCCGACCUCAGCGUCCGUGACCAGGACGGCUACACGGCGGCCGACCUCGCCGACUACAAUGGCCAUGGCCACUGCGCCCAGUACCUGCGCACCGUGGAGAACAUGGUACAGCGGCAUCCUCAGAGCGUGGAGCACCGCGUGCUGUCGCGAGACCCCUCGGCGGACGGGGAGUGCCGGCAGCCCGACUCGGGCAUGUCAUCGCCCAACACCACGGUGUCAGCACCCCAGGCGCGCUUCGAGGUGGGCUCCCCCACCACCACCCGGGUCGCAGCCAGGCACGGCUGCACUGAGCCACGCUCCCCGUUGCAGCUGGUGUCACACGAGAGCAGCCCCGAGGGCCUGCGCAGGGCCGACUCCACCAGGCGGUCGAGGAAUUUCGGCAAGCAGCCGAGCACCGGUGACUACUACAAGCACCUGGGCCACGGCGCAGCCGAGCAGCCCGGCCCCCGGCGAAUGGCGCACAGCGAGGAGGCAUCGCCCAUCUCGGCGGACACCAUGCGCAAUGGGGAGAGCAAGCCCGGCGCCGAGCUGCCACCCCCCCUCAAGGCCAACUAUGAGGGGCCGGGAGGGGCCCCCGUGCCCCUCCCCAGGGUCACCAAGCGCAAGCGGGCGCAGCCCCCCGGCAGCACCCGCCAGCCCGUCCUGGAGGAGGAGUAUGGGGACGGGGCACCGCAGCGGAGCCGGACGGCACCACCAGAGCCAAGCGGCCCACGGGAGUGCGCCGAGGCACACAAGGAGCGUGCCGCCUUCCUCUUCCUGGAGCACUGGAAGAAGCGGGCGCUGGCAGCAGUGCCCGGGGAGGAGCGGCCGCGGCGGCCAGGGAGGCGGCGGCCAGCGGCAGGGCGGCUGCUGGCCCGCUGGAGGAGCAUUGCCCGCCGGGUGCCGGGGCGGCAGAUCCGGAGGCUGAGCCGUACUGCGGCGCUGUACUGGCCCCAGCACUUCCUGCCCCACGUCGGCGGCUCGCCCGUGCCCCACGACAGCCUUCCGCUUGACCUCUUCAUGCUGGGCUACUUCCAGCUGCUGGAGAUGCCGCUCAGCCCCGAGGAGCGGCGCUUCCGCCACCUCCUCUGCUACGAGAUGUUCGACCGCCUGGGCGGCCACAGCUGGCGCCGCGUCCGCCACUUCCACCGUGCCGUGCUGGAGCAGGUCGAGGCGGGCCACCGCCACUGGCUCGAUGGCUUUGAGGACCUCGUGCAGGAGUUUUUUGGGGAUGGCCCCACCACGGUGGCGGAGAGCCCGCCGGAGCCCCCCCCUCCGGCCCCGGGAGGGGAGGGGGCGGCAGUCCUGGUGCCGGAGCUGGGCGAGUUCAGCGAGGAAGACAUCUGCCGCUUCAUCGACCGCAGCUUCUCCUUCUGGAAGGAGAAGGAGGAGAAGGAGGAGGAAGCGCGCCUGGCCAGUAUGCCGGCCUGGAGGAGGGACAUCCUGCGCAAAAAGCUGGAGGAGGAGAGGGAGCAGAAACGGAAAGAGCAGGAGAAGCUGAAGCGGGAGGAGGAAGAGAAGGAGAAGGAGCAGUCGGAAAAGCUAAGGACUCUCGGGUGCGAUGAGACAAAGCUGGCGCCCUGGCAGCGGCAGAUCAUCCUCAAGAAGGGGGACAUAGCCAAGCACUAG
Messenger RNA from Haliaeetus leucocephalus (bald eagle), 2034 nucleotides. RefSeq names its product espin (gene ESPN). The transcript is spliced from 11 exons. The record is from RefSeq and is a predicted model, not a curated record. Gene Ontology annotation, molecular function: actin filament binding. Gene Ontology annotation, cellular component: cytoplasm. Gene Ontology annotation, biological process: actin filament bundle assembly. Bases 1 to 2034 code for a protein of 677 amino acids. Lineage: Eukaryota; Metazoa; Chordata; Aves; Accipitriformes; Accipitridae.